GCGAUUUGCGAUGUUGAAUGUUGAUGUGAUGUUGAUUCGCAAAUUUAUAUUCUAGUAAAUAUAAUAUUUAUUAAAACAUAUAAUUUGAAAUCCAUGCAAAAUUAAAAUUUGAGAUAUCUUUUCUACCAUUGAGGAUUUCAUUUGAUUAAGCUAUGGAAGAAGAAGCGAAGAAACCAGUAUGCCUAAUAAUUUUAGGUAUGGCUGGUGCUGGGAAAACUUCAUUUACCAGACGACUAGCUGGUAAAGUGAUAAAUGGCUCACGACCGUAUUUAAUUAAUUUGGAUCCGGCUUGUCGUGAAGUCCCAUAUCCCGCUAAUAUUGAUAUUCGAGACACAGUUGAUUAUAAAGAGGUAAUGAAACAAUAUGGCCUUGGACCUAAUGGUGGUAUUGUGACUGCUCUUAACUUGUUCUCUACAAAGUUUGGUCAAGUUGUGGAACUAAUUGAGAAAGCUGGCAAGAAACAUAAGUAUUGUGUUAUUGAUACACCAGGUCAAAUUGAAGUAUUCACAUGGUCAGCGUCAGGAACCAUAGUGACAGAAACGUUGGCGUCUUCCUGUCCCACUGUGGUUGUGUAUGUCAUGGACACAGUGAGGAGUGUGUCGCCAGUCACGUUUAUGUCUAAUAUGUUGUAUGCUUGCUCUAUAUUGUAUAAGACGAGGUUGCCGUUUAUUCUUGUUAUGAAUAAGACAGAUGUAGUAGACAAUGCCUACGCAGUGGAAUGGAUGCGAGACUUCGAAGCAUUCCAAGAUGCACUAGACGCUGAGGGGUCAGGGGAAGGCAGUUCGUAUGUGGGCAACUUGACGCGCUCCAUGGCGCUCGCGCUUGACCACUUUUAUACGGACCUGCGGUGUUGUGGCAUUAGUGCACAUACUGGCGAUGGAAUUGAUGAGUUCUUUAAACUGGUUGAUGAGGCCGCUGAGGAGUAUGAAAGGGAAUACAAAGCGGACUGGCUGAAAAUGCGAGAGGAAAAAUUGGCAGAGCAAAAGAGGAAGGAGGAGGAAUUGAAAGAGGAUAAACGAGUCGAUGACAAAGACACUGUGAUAGACAAGAAGAAACUCAUAGAGGUAGUGAUGGGUGGGAGGGAGAUAAGCGAUAUGUACCUCAAGCAUCCAGCCAACGAGAGCUCUAGUGACGAAGAGGGCACGGAGGACCAAAAACCUGAGAUGGAUAACAAGCCAGAAGAUGUGUUAGCUUUUCAAGAAUUUAUCAAGAAGCAUGUAAAACCUAAUCAGAGUGAAAAUAAUACUUAAAACUAUUGUUAAUAAAUUUUAGUAUAAAAGCGGUUAAUAAAUAUGUAUUUUUAUAA
Colias croceus (clouded yellow) is the source of this 1306-nucleotide messenger RNA. Its product is annotated as GPN-loop GTPase 1. The coding region runs from base 153 to 1250 and encodes 365 amino acids. NCBI's taxonomy places the organism in Eukaryota, Metazoa, Arthropoda, Insecta, Lepidoptera, Pieridae. The record is from RefSeq and is a predicted model, not a curated record. Gene Ontology annotation, molecular function: GTPase activity. The transcript has 9 exons.